ACGUGGCUUGAGACAGCCACAUGGCCUGCGCCACAUGACAGAUUUACUUUUACUGUCUUCCUACAUAGGACAGUUUACAACCUUUUCGCAACAUGUUGAGUCGGGGUAUUAGCACUGCGAUUAGGGCAAUUCAGAAAAACCAAAGGAUUACGUACCACGCAAUCACCAGUGGACCUAGUACUGUUUUCCACUGCCAGAUGAAACAAAGAGUUCAAAAAUCAUGGAAAUACUGGAAAAUCAGAAUUGUGACCUCUACUAAGAACAGCAACCACGGCAAACAACGGGGUUUACUCGGAUUCUGUCUAGCCUUUUCCAUUUUCAAAUCGGCACAACAAGAUGAAGAGGAGGCACAGUCUGCUGAAGACAGGAUUGUGCUUUUACUGAAAAGGGCAAAGCUCAAUAUAAUAAGGGGGGAGUUGGAAGAUGCAGAUCACAUUCUUCAUCAGGCCAUUCGAUUGGCACAUCAGAGCAACAAUACCCAGGCUAUCAUUUACACCUAUGAUAUGAUGGCUAACCUAGCUUUCCUGCGAGGACAGCUGAGCAACGCUGAAAAGCUGUUUAAAGCUGCUAUGAGCUAUCUUCUGGGUAGUGGAGUCGAACAGGAUGAUAAUGCUGUGAUUGAGAUGUCCCUCAAACUGGCAAGUAUAUAUGGAGAACAGAACCAGCAUGAGCUGGCGGUCCAUGGAUUUGAGUUUUGCAUUGAAUCACUGGAAAGUAAAGUUGAGAAGCAAAAAACAAUUGAAAAUGAGGUAUUAUCAGUGGAGGAGAAAGCAAACACUAGACUGCUAUUAGGUAUGUGCCUGGAUUCCUAUGCUCGCUAUCUUUUGGACAAACAGCAGCUAGAAGCAGCAGAGAACAUGUAUAAGAAGUCCCUGCAAAUCUCACAGGAAGUGCAAGGGGAGAGCCACCCACAGACAGUGGUACUAAUGAAUGACCUGGCGACAGUACUUGACCUUCUUGGUCGUCACAGUGAUGCUUAUGAAUAUGUGAAACAUGCCAUGGAACUUGCCAGACAGACAAGUCACCCAGAGCUACAUGUUGUUUUGAAUAAUAUGGCCGGGAUACUCUUACAUCAAGGACAUUUUCUCCAGGCGGAGCAGCUUUACCAAGAAGCGCUAAGUCUGGCCAAGUCCAAAGGUGAUGCAGAUACAGUUCAUCAGGUUCAGGAAGGACUGCAGGAGAUGACUAGAAGGAAGAGUGCAGCAUGAUAAGCAUGCAGGCUGCAACCUGACAAACACUAGCUUUGCUGUUUUUUUCAAAACCAAGAAUAAAAAGCUGUAGUGUGGGUGCUACACUUUCAGUUGGCAGGCUUUGCAUAUUGAAAAGUGUGACUACCUGCUACAUCACUUCUGUCAGCUAGCCCUGCUGAAUCACUAGUUACAGCACUGUAAAUACAGAGCAUAUCAGUGAAAGGUCACAUUUCCACAGCAGCUGCUGUACACAGAAACCUAUGUGGUUUGGAAAGUAACUUGGUAUGAGGACAAUGAUAACUGUUACUGCUGCUGGCACAAAUUUAGGGGAUUCCUUGUCCAAGUGUUCUAAUCUUCAUUUUACACCACCUUAACAUUAUGCUGUAUAAUGAUCUUUUACAGUGCCACAUCUGAAACCAUUAAAUUUAGAAACAUUUUCAGGAAGGGACAGCAGGUUCAGAAAUUGAAUGUUAAUAAAAUGAUUUUCAUAGA
Molecule: messenger RNA, 1682 nt
Organism: Protopterus annectens (West African lungfish)
Lineage: Eukaryota; Metazoa; Chordata; Ceratodontiformes; Protopteridae
Gene: TTC19
Product: tetratricopeptide repeat domain 19
Exons: 10
Coding region: 93-1208 (371 amino acids)
Biological process (GO): mitochondrial respiratory chain complex III assembly
Cellular component (GO): mitochondrial inner membrane
Molecular function (GO): protein binding
Source: RefSeq, a predicted model, not a curated record